Molecule: messenger RNA, 151 nt
Organism: Funneliformis mosseae
Lineage: Eukaryota; Fungi; Glomeromycota; Glomeromycetes; Glomerales; Glomeraceae
Source: the annotation of a GenBank genome assembly
UUACUUGGCAUCACGUAACCUCAUAACUGCGAUACUGCCUGUGCUUUACAUGUAUUUGCAAGAAGAAUAUGAUCAGUGGAAUUUGCUGAGCUCUGCUCAGAAAAUUCCACUAAUCAUAUUGCUUAUUGCAAAUAUAACAGUUACUCGCUGA